CUCCGCAGCAAAAAAGAAUAUCCUUGAAUCCAGCCAUCAGAAACGCCAUGACGUCCGCGAGAUUAUCGCCGACGGCGAAUCUUCUGCGGAAAUCGCGGGUGUUCGCAUUACCACAAGCAUUGAAGCCUCCCCAAGAACCCCCCACUUCGAAGACGGUCUUUGAAUCCGACAGCGCGACCCUUCCCUAUCCCACCCGAGCAUCGAUUGUUACGCCCGGUUCGUCGUCAAAAAGUGGUGAUUGGGGUUUGAAACGUCCUAUCCCCCCAAAAUCAACAUCGGAAAAAUCAAUCAGACCCGUGAUUAGGGUGAAUGCCCAUGACACCUUCGAACAUGUUACCGACUUCGAAUCCGCGCAAGACCACACGGUGACCUUGGCGAAGUUCCAGGAACUUCACUUGCCCAUGUCGCUUCCGUCCAAGGUCAACUACUCGAGCAGUUUCCUACCGGGACACCAGAGUCCAUUCGAAUUAGAUGUCGACAAUACACAAACGAGCAAAGACCUUGCGAGACCGUAUGCCAAACAAUUCCGGCAAUCCGGACCUUGGCUUGCCGGGCAGACCGAAGCGGAGUUUCAGACCUACUUGAAAAAGGUUCGACGUGACAAGCCGGAGAUUCUGCAGAGGCUUCGCGAUAUGUAUGUGGCAAAGCGCGCCGUGGAACAGAGAAAGGCGAUCCAAGACAAGGGAGAGGAUCUUGAGAACAUGCAGCCCAUAGAAUUUGACGAGAAGGAGUUCCAUGCCUACAUCAAGUCGCUACGUGCAGACCCGACUGCUCUAGGCCCCGUGAUAUUCGAGCUCCUGGACCUUCCGUCUCCGCCGCCAGUGCCCAACAUGAGAAUUGCUGGCAAGUAUUUCCACGCUCCGGGAACCAAGUUGUCUGCGACGGAAUACGCUACUUCUGGGCCACCGAGGACGCACCCAUCAGCAGGUCUGUCCUACACGCGGUCUCACGCAUUGCUCUACAACCAUCCGGAACACGGCCCGCAGGCCUAUCAACGACCCGUGCAGGCGCGUAUCUUGCGGCCAAAGAGCAAGCUCAAGGGCAAGGGCAACAGGGCCAUUGCAGGUAUUGGUGGUAUUGCAUCCGAAGACGUGAACUCCAUUACCUUCUGGGAUCAACGGACGCCCCCUGGGUUGGCCUACUUUGAUGCAUCCAUCGAAGGCGGUGGCAAAUACUGGGCUACGCCAAUCCGGGCUUCAGUUACCUCGGAUGGCAGAAUCGACCUGGCAUCUCUCAAGGCAAGCGUUACGGCCAAGGCCCCCUACGGCAUUGAGGAUGCGCCAGAGGCCGAUGCCGCGAACCGCGUUGCGGAAGUGACCAAGGGCGCCUCACGGCAAGUUCCGAAACUGGACGCCAGGGCGCCUCGAUUUAGGCAGUUCGACGAAAGAAGGCACACGCCGAUGACGAGUCGUGAGGAUGCUGCAAGGUCACUCAUGGAAACACUCAAGUAUGAAAGCUAGGGAACUUGUUAUAAUGUGUGAUGUGACUGUAUGAUUAGACUGGUUGGACGGAAAGAACCUUUUAUUCUUGUGAUAUAACCGCAUAUACAUCAAUUUCCAUUGAAGAUUGAUUGUCGAGUACAGUAAUCGUAUUUAACCUGAGUC
Molecule: messenger RNA, 1604 nt
Organism: Aspergillus ruber CBS 135680
Lineage: Eukaryota; Fungi; Ascomycota; Eurotiomycetes; Eurotiales; Aspergillaceae
Product: mitochondrial 37S ribosomal protein bS1m
Exons: 1
Coding region: 48-1460 (470 amino acids)
Biological process (GO): mitochondrial translational initiation
Cellular component (GO): mitochondrial small ribosomal subunit
Molecular function (GO): structural constituent of ribosome
Source: RefSeq, a predicted model, not a curated record